Messenger RNA from Alnus glutinosa, 1232 nucleotides. RefSeq names its product phenylacetaldehyde reductase-like. Gene Ontology annotation, molecular function: oxidoreductase activity, acting on the CH-OH group of donors, NAD or NADP as acceptor. Lineage: Eukaryota; Viridiplantae; Streptophyta; Magnoliopsida; Fagales; Betulaceae. The record is from RefSeq and is a predicted model, not a curated record. The coding region runs from base 118 to 1071 and encodes 317 amino acids. The transcript has 6 exons.
UGUUGUCUGACUCUGAUCCAAUCAAACCUAACUGCCACAAAGUUAAGCAGAGAGACAGAGGAUGAGUGGAGCAGAGAAGGUGGUGUGCGUGACGGGAGCUUCAGGUUACAUAGCUUCAUGGCUGGUGAAGCUCCUUCUCCAACGUGGGUAUACUGUCAAAGCUACAGUUCGAGACCCAAGUCAGUGCUCUCUCUCCCUCUGCUUUUUAAUGAUGAUCCAAAGAAAACAGAGCAUUUACUUUCACUUGAUGGAGCUAAAGAAAGACUUCAAUUAUUCAAAGCAAAUUUAGUGGAAGAAGGAUCUUUUGAUUCUGUAGUUGAUGGAUGCCAAGGUGUUUUUCAUACUGCAUCCCCUGCUAUUUUAGCAGCCAGUGACCCACAGUCAGAACUAAUUGAUCCAGCAGUGAAGGGAACACUUAACGUUUUUAGAUCAUGUGCAAAAGCUGCUUCUAUCAAGAGAGUGAUUGUAACGUCUUCUCUGGCUUCAGUUAUACGCAGCAGAAGACUUCUGUCCCCAGAUGUAGUUGUCGACGAGACUUGGUUUUCCGAUCCAGUUAUGUGUAAGGAGUUGAAGCUCUGGUAUCAACUCUCAAAAACCUUAGCUGAGGAGGCUGCUUGGAAGUUUGCUGAAGAGUGUGGCAUUGACUUGGUAGCAAUAAAUCCAGGCUUUUCCAUUGGUCCCCUCAUACAGCCAACUCCUACUUCUAGUAUGAAGGUUUUUCUGGAGCUCAUGAAUGGAAGUCUAGUGUUUCCAGAUGGAAUUUACAAUUUUGUUGAUGUUAGAGAUGUUGCACAUGCACAUAUUCAGGCAUUUGAAACUCCUGCUGCCAAUGGCAGAUAUUGUUUAGUGGGAAGUGUAAUACACCAUUCAGAGACUUGCAAGAUAUUGCACAAACUUUACCACCCGAGUUUCCACCUUUCUGAAAAAGAUGAAGAUGACAAACCUUUACGUCCAUUGCACAAGGUUUCCCAAGACAAAGCCAAAAGUUUGGGUAUUAGCUUCAUUCCUUUGGAAGUGAGUUUUAGGGACACUAUUGAAAGCUUGAAGGAGAAGGGCUUCCUCACUGCCUGAAUUAUGUAGUUAUAAGGGAACUGAUGCAAAUAAGUGCUAACAAUUUGUGUAUGCAGUAUGCUCUUCUUUUUCAUCAUUUUGAACUUCAUUUUGGUUGGAUUUUGCUGGCCUUUGAAUUGCUUGAAUAAUGAAAACUGUCAAUCCAACUUGUGCUUCCCAAA